GCCGCGGUGCGUUCGGAUAUUCCAGCAGCAGCAGCCGCAGCAGCAGCAGCAGGAGCGGCGGCGUCCUCCUCCCCCCGCACCGACUCCCCGCGCUCCUCCCGCCGGCUCUAUGUCGAGUGAUGGUCGGCUCGCCCCGCUGGAUGCUCCGCGCUCUCUCCGGAUCGUCGACGACCGAACCUCCUCCGACCGCAGACCCCCAUUUUCGGCGGAAAGCUUCCCAGAGCGAUAGAGCUCCAUAUGGAAACUGGGGAUCAGAAUUUUAGGAAGAAGGAAAAUCGACGCCGUUCAUUUAUUUUCAUUUUUUUCUCAUUUUUUUAAUCGGUUGCUAUCGUUUUUUUUGUGUGUAUGUGCGCUUUUACAGCCUGCUAAUUAAUCAAUUCAUGUGUUGAGCCUUUGCUUUCGUGCUUUUAAACAAACGGCAGGUCGAGAAUUUGUCUUUUUUUCCCUCUCGACGGGACUCGAAAGCGUCCGUUUCUUUAUUCUCUUUUGUUUUGCACUGAUAUGUUAGAUUUCCCUGCUGUCCUUCGUUUCCUUCCCGACUUUAUUAUCUUCUUCCCCUUUUGACUCACACGUUAGAAUAAAACUAUUUUUAACAUAAUAAUCCGCAGCUGCAGUCUUAGUUAUAAUUCUUAAUUCUAACUGUUACAGCCUCAGACUAAAGUAACUGUAACUCACUGUAACAGACAUAUUGAACUGUUGUACUGUACGCCUGCCAUUACCCUAACACCCCCCCCCCCAACCAUCUCUGUGCUCAUGCUAAUUCUGCCCUGUGCUCAGCUGUAACCUUUAGAGUCAGGAAACAGGCCUUUUCUGCUCUUCCUUCGCAGGCCCGUCGAGAAUAAACCCCAGUUUGGUUAAUCUCACUUCCAUUUUUAGGCCUCGCUGUGCCUCUGUAGGCUUCAGGACGUAAUUAGCCCCUUGUUAUCCACCCGUCUGCAGCUGGCGGCCCGUUGAAGUGCUAUCGUCUUCUGCGUACCUGAUUCCUCAUUUCUUUUUCGGGGGGCGAAUAAGAGUCAGAAGGAACAGAGAGGGGAGACGCGCUCGCCUCUUCCUCUCUCCUCCGUCCUCAGAUUUUCUCUUGUCGUGGUCCUCACCCAAACGCAACCAUAAGGUUCCUACCGCAUCCUCCUGGUCCGCCCUCCCUCGCCUUCGGCUCGAGUAUAUCCCGUUUUUUCGGUUUGGUUUGGUCCCGCAAAUUUUCAAAUAUUUACUUCCUGUACAUCAAGAGGAAAGGGGGUCCCCCUUUCAUGGAAUGCGGAAACAUGGGUCUGUUCGACCGCGGAGUCCAGAUGCUGCUGACCACGGUGGGAGCCUUCGCGGCCUUCAGCCUCAUGACCAUCGCGGUCGGCACGGACUACUGGCUGUACUCGCGCGGCGUCUGCCGGAGCAAGUCCAUGAGCGAGAACGAGACCAGCAAGAAGAACGAGGAGGUGAUGACCCACUCGGGCCUCUGGAGGACGUGCUGCUUAGAAGGAAACUUCAAAGGGAUGUGUAAACAGAUAGACCACUUUCCUGAGGAAACGGACUACCAGGCGGACCCAUCCGAGUACUUCCUACGUGCGGUGCGAGCCUCCAGCAUCUUCCCCAUCCUCAGCGUCAUCCUGCUCUUCAUGGGCGGCCUGUGCAUCGCUGCCAGCGAGUUCUACAAGUCGCGCCACAACAUCAUCCUCAGCGCCGGGAUCUUCUUCGUGUCGGCAGGCCUGAGCAACAUCAUCGGGAUCAUCGUGUACAUAUCAGCCAACUCGGGGGACCCUUCGAAGAGCGACUCCAAGAAGAACAGCUACUCCUACGGCUGGUCCUUCUACUUCGGGGCCCUGUCCUUCAUCAUGGCUGAGAUGGUGGGCGUCUUGGCCGUGCACAUGUUCAUCGACCGGCAUCGGCAGCUCCGGAUAGGGGCGCGCGCCGCCGACUACCUCCAGGGCUCCGCCAUAACGCGAAUCCCCAGCUACCGCUACCGCUACAGGCGCCGCUCGCGCUCCUCCUCCCGCUCCACGGACCCGUCCCACUCGCGCGACACCUCGCCGGUGGGCCUCAAGGGCUUCAGCGCGCUGCCGUCCACGGAGAUCUCCAUGUACACGCUGCCCCGGGACACCCUCAAGUCCUCCGGCACGCCCACGGCCACCUACAACUCGGAGAGGGACCACAACUUCCUGCAGGUCCACAACUGCAUCCAGAAGGACCAGAAAGACUCGAGCCAGACCAACACAGCCAACCGCCGCACCACGCCGGUAUGAGGGAGGCCACGCGGGGCCGGGAGACACGCGGGGGGGGGGACGGACGGACGGACGGACUUCCAUGUUUAUAGACAUUUGUUGUUUUUGUUCGGCUGCAUGACUUUUCCAUUGCCGUUGUUGAGGGCGGGUCGACGGGUCGACGGCGUGAGGGUUCGUUUGUGGGGUUUCGGGCACUUGAGGAGAGAAUAGGGGGGGGCGUAGGAGGGGGAGGGGCAUUUAUGAGGUAAAAAUUUUGGUUUUGACAGGUUUUGCCCCACAGGUUCAAGUUAAAGCCCAGAUAUACACCUCGUUCAUUUAUUGACUCCUUUGUUCAUUUUUUGCAUUAAAACUGUGAAUUGUUACAGUUUGGGAUUCCGUAAGAAUUUGCCCAAUCUGUAAUCUCUAUCAAAGGUACUAUAAAUAUAUAUAUAUAUACACAUAUAUAUAUAUAUAUAUAUAUAUAUAUAUAAAUGUAUUACUUUUAUAAAUACAUUAUUACGUUAAUAAUCAAGAUUUACAGACUUUAACGAAGCAAAAAGAGAAAAAAAAGGAACAAGUUAACCAAACAAAGUGCUGUUGUCGAGAUGAGAAAAGACUCUUUGGGUUCCGGCGGGUUUGAAGGUUGCGAUCAGGAGGCGGAGCUUCAGGUAGCAGCAGUAGAAUAAUAUCUAUUCUUUUGAUAGAACCUUCUCGCCUUUUUCUCGGCCCCUGUUCGCUUUCUUUUUUUUGGGGGGGUCGAACCCCUCGACAGAAAGAGCCACCCACAAAAGGGGUCGAAGGUCACAGACUCCAAACACGACAAUAAAAAAAGGAAGGAGCAGAGGGGAAGGAAAAGAAGAGGACGCCAAACACAAGUUAAAUAUAAAAUAGUUCAAGACAAGCUAGGUGACUCACAAUUUCAGAAAUUUAAUGCAUGCUAUAAAAUUACAGCAAAUCUGCUCUUGAGAAACUUAAGUUUUAAAGGUAAAUAAUUAUAAGGGGAAAAAAGCAAAGACGCUAAAGUUUAAAGUAUUAAUGUUUUUAUGUGUAUUCUUGUUUUCUUUUGAAUUUAUUUAGUUCAAUUAUCUUAUUGAUUUUGUGAGACAAACCAGACAAACAACAUUGAACAAAACUGCUUUUUUAAAUGGUUUGGUUGAUUUCUUUAUAAAUAUAUGUAUGUAUGUAUUUUAUUUUGAAAACUCACACAGCCUUAGUCAUUUCUUUGUUUGUUUUGAUUUUUAACGUGUUGUUCAAAUUGAAAAUGAAAUCUUUAAAGGUGCCAAAACCGAAUGAUCCUAAACUUGGAUGCAUCAAGUCCUGAUGAAUAAAAUACGAACCCUGGGGGGAACAAAG
Messenger RNA from Gasterosteus aculeatus aculeatus (three-spined stickleback), 3545 nucleotides. It is a transcript of the gene cacng2a, whose product is annotated as calcium channel, voltage-dependent, gamma subunit 2a. Lineage: Eukaryota; Metazoa; Chordata; Actinopteri; Perciformes; Gasterosteidae. Gene Ontology annotation, cellular component: postsynaptic density membrane; AMPA glutamate receptor complex; voltage-gated calcium channel complex. Gene Ontology annotation, molecular function: channel regulator activity; voltage-gated calcium channel activity. Gene Ontology annotation, biological process: neurotransmitter receptor transport, postsynaptic endosome to lysosome; postsynaptic neurotransmitter receptor diffusion trapping; neurotransmitter receptor internalization. The record is from RefSeq and is a predicted model, not a curated record.